ACUCAUAGCAUUUAAUCAGUCGUUCACGAGCUGAGAGGUGAGCAGGUAGAUCGGUGUUUCUUUGUUUUCGGAACACACUGCGAUAUACUUCCUAGUUUUCUGAAUUGAAACGCAGCGGUGUCAGUGAUUGUUCAAGUUGGGACAUCAAUUUGAAAAGUGAACUGUGGGCAAACGGUUGAGUGCAGUUUUUGUUGUUGGAAACAGAUAUCAUCCUACCAGUUUACCUUCACGUUUAGUCUAGAAUAAUAUACAUAUUUACUUUGGUCUUCAUGGAAGCCCAUUGGUAAUGACGAUCCAGUAAUCCAGCAACAAUGCUCACAUUAUGGGCGUCACGCUUCAGUUAAUUCUGGGAGUGUUCCUGAUUCUUGAAAUAUGUAGGAUCACCGGCAACAACACAAUCCAACAAAAUAUUCCUCUAGAUACUGUUGAUACUAACAUAAACUUAAUAGAAAAAUUACCAAAGACUGAUGCUGAACUGAACAUUGCAAACAAAGAUACUCAAAAACGUAUAAACCAUGAUUCGAAAUUGGAUAAUUCCCAUUCAAUUUCAAACAUAAUCGAUCAAGAAGAAAACCAUACCACAAAGAGCCAAAGUAAUUCAAAUAUUGAGGUGGAUAAAGCAAACAGAGACAAUAGCAUCAAGCAGGAUUCAAACGAGAAGAAUAGAGAGAAUGAUUCGAGGUCUAUAAAUAUCCAAAAAUAUGUAUCUUCAGAAUUUCAAAACAACGUCUAUUCUCUUCCAAUCAUUUAUGACGAUAACAAGCAUCUGGAUGAGUCCUACUUGAAAUCCUCAACUCGAAAAUUUGUGGAUUUCGAAAAUUUUGAACUGUCAACUCCAAAAACAGAGUUCUUCGACAAAAAAUUCAAUGAAGCUAAGCAAAAACUGGAACAGGAAUACGAAUCGAAUGGUUUCGAAGAUUUUCAUCACGAUAACGAUCAUCACAAUAUUCAUGAGGAUUUCGAAGAUAUGGAUGAUCAGAAUGAAGGCGAUUUGCAUCUACGUCAGUUAUUCGGGGAUCCAACAACUUCUCUGGACUACAAAGAGCAAAUGAAUGUAUCAAAGAAUAAUACUAUCGAUAAAAACUCCAAACAUGAUGAUCUCCUCAUUGAAAGAAUGAAAAAGAUAAAUUUUAUCUCUACUUACAGUUCAACUAGUACAUAUAGAUACGAUUUUAAAGAAGAUACACUCCAACCAGAAACCUCUUCUCCAAAAACUUCCUUCGAAACAACUGGAAAGAGCACAACUCUGACAAAACCACCAACGAACAAUAAUAGUUACAUCUUGAGCAAUAAAAUCGAAUCAGAGACAAUUAAGGCCAUACACCCUUUUUCCGAAAAUUCAACAAAGAGUUACAGGAAUGAAAAUGACCUUGUUCCGAAGAAACAAACAGCAGAAGAGAAUAAAAUAAGUAAUACUAUUACAACAAAUCGAGAAGAUACAACAACUGAAAAUAUUCCCACAAAAUCUAUAACUGUCACCAGUAGAAAUGAAGUCGCACUCGGUGUUGAAGAAAGUUCUAGUGAGGAAUACAGCACUCAGAAAGAUGAGUUCACUACCAUAAAGAAGAUUGAAAUAACGCCGACCGCCAAUAUUGACACCACGGUUAUGAGUGAAAAAUCAACAACCAGCAGUGAGAUAUACACUACCACUAGUGACAAAUUAUCUACAACUACAGAGGAACCAACGACUCUUGUCGAAACUGACAUCUCAGUUACUGAUAGUGAAGAAACAACCAUAGAUAGUGAUGAAAAAGCUACAUCUACUUCAGAAACCAAUAUCUCUAAUCAAGAAACCACUACCUCCACUCCGGAAACCACCAUCUCCAAUCAAGAAACCACUACCUUCAAUCCAGAAACCACUGAAGAAAUGACAAGUACAACAUUGGACACUCAAUCAUCAGAAAUAACCGUUUCUCAUAAGGAAAGUACAAAUGAAGCCCUAGACAGUACUAGUGGCUACACAACUGUAAUUUCAACUACACAACAAAUCACACUUUCUCCGAUAACGAACUACUUGAAAGAUCAAACUACUCUUGCAGAAAUAGUUACCACGAAUACUGAUGACACUGAAAUCAACUCAAGUAGUUUGAGAAUUUCUAAAGGGGUCAUUAUCACAGAAUCCACAAGUGAAGUUAUCGAUACUACUACGGAAAUGUUCACUUCGACAGAUAUCAUCAAAACUAGUUUUAUUCCACCAAAUUUAGUAACUACAACAACGGAAACUCCCACAACACUCGUACCCCUUAUUAUGAACGUGAGUCACUCGUCAGAGGAUACUACCACUUUAGACACGACAGUAACGACGAUUGAAUUUGUGCAUGUGGAAACGAGAGAUAAUCACACCACUCUGUUGCCAGAAACAUUGAGUCCUAAUUUUAGCUAUCCAGUUCCUCAUGGCAAUAAUUCAAGAUCAAUGAAUGACUCUGGUAGUUCCGAGCAGACUACUAUUGAGACUACUACUGAAGAAGAAAUUACAGAAACUUCAGCAUCGACCGAACAUGCCACGAUAGACAAUUCUGAAGAUAAUAGCGGCAAAAUAGCUGCUAUUGUUAUCUCAACUGUUGGCGCUUUAUGUCUGGUUCUACUAGCUGGAUUAUUGUAUCUCAUGAGAAAACGACAAAAGCGAUUCAAUUACAAGCAACGAUGUAGACCUAUUAAUUUGGAUGACUACAGUGUAGACAACCUUUCCGUAUACAACAGCCUCAGACGAAAAGCUGAUCGCCAGUCUAAAAGAUCUUAUGGAAAUCCAGCAUUUGAGGACCCAGUAGCAGUCACACACCCAUUGAAUUUCCCAGCUCUUGCGAAAUUUGCAGCUAAUACUGAAGACAUCAAAGCAGAAUUCGAGGAAAUCCCCCAAAUCACAGCAAAGACUAGCGAACUUCCUGAGGGCUGUGAACCAAAGAACAGAUAUGCAAACGUGAUUCCUCUACCAGAAACACGAGUGUUUCUGAAAACCAUUGAUGGAUAUCCGAAUAGCGAUUAUAUCAAUGCCAAUUACGUCACAGGUCCAAAAAAUACAAAAGGAUAUUAUAUUGCAUGUCAAGCUCCAUUACAGGACACCGUUGAUGACUUUUGGAGAAUGAUGUGGGAACAACAAUCAAAAGUAAUUUUGAUGAUUACCCAUUUUUUUGAAAAUGGAAUGGAAAAAUGUUUUGAUUAUCUUCCACCUUCCGAAAUAUUAGACUGCAAUAGGUUGUUUGGUGAUUUCCAAGUUACUCUGAAAAAAAGAGAUGUGAAGGAUAAAUAUAUUAUUUCCAGUCUUCAGCUCAAAGUUGUAUACAAAUUAAAAUUUGAUUUUGUAAUGACCCUUCGACUUAUUUGUUUACUGGUAAAUCAGAUUUUUUCAAGUAAUCAUUCAACAUUUCAGAACGUUGUCAUCAACGGUAAUAUGAAUGGUUCAGCCAUUAAUGAAGUGAACCCAGUAGUAGUUCAUUGCAGCCCUGGAACAGGAAGGACAGGAGUAGUGAUAGCAUGUGAUAUUGCCAUCAGAGAGUUUGAGCAAACACGCCUUGUAGAUAUUCCAAGAAUUGUUUACAGGAUACGUAGAGAUAGAGCUAGCGCAGUGCAGACAAAAGAACAGUAUAUGUUCAUUUAUAAGGUUGUCAGCCUAUAUGCAACAAAACUCUCAGGCGGAGGAUUUGAAUCCUUUUGAAGUCCAUUCUAAUGUAUAUUUUAAAGUGUAGUGUUUGAAAUGUUUGUGAUACAUACCUAGUGAAAUUUGUAAUGUAUAUUUCUGUAGUAUAUAUUGUGGUGAUAAUUGAAGAACAAAUUUAAAAUUCCGAUAUGUAUCGAUAGCUGUACUUUUGUAAAUAUUAUAUUGGUUUAAUUUUGUCUUGAACGAUGUAAUAUUUUGAGUUUUCGACCUGGUUUGAAAAAUUAUUGAUACCUAUAUGUUGAUUCUGCAGCUCUCUAAUAGAAUUUGAAAUAAAUGUGAUUUAGUUUUGUAUGAGUAAGA
Messenger RNA from Leptinotarsa decemlineata (Colorado potato beetle), 3955 nucleotides. RefSeq lists its product as uncharacterized. NCBI's taxonomy places the organism in Eukaryota, Metazoa, Arthropoda, Insecta, Coleoptera, Chrysomelidae. Gene Ontology annotation, molecular function: protein kinase binding; protein tyrosine phosphatase activity. Gene Ontology annotation, cellular component: plasma membrane; cytosol; cell junction. Gene Ontology annotation, biological process: signal transduction; protein dephosphorylation. The record is from RefSeq and is a predicted model, not a curated record.